AAUAUAAACGUCAAAGUAACGAUGAAAACAACACUAAAUGUGUCAGUAAUCGUAACAUGCGUCCAUCUCCAUUCAUUUCGUCCCUUCGGAAGUUUCCGUAGAUGUUCGGAAACUCUUCGGCAGAGGGCAGAACUCGGCGCUCCAGUCCGUUUCACUCCACCGACCAGUUCACCUGAACUCCUGAGGAGCGUUCAAGAGCACGCAGAGCCUGUGUUUAUUUCAAAAAGUCUCCAAACACACUUCAAAGGAAUGUGGUGGACCUAAACAAGCAUAUAUACCCGAGUACAAAGUGAGUUUGGCCGUAUGAUAAGUUUUAGAAGUGCAUAAAAGGAAACCAUGGCAACGGGUGGAUUUAAAUCUAACAGCGCAACGGACUUUUUGGAGGAAUGGAAAGCUAAGCGCGAAAAGAUGAGAGCGAAGUUGCUCGGGGACAUCGCCGCCGCUACCGGGAGAACCACGGAGUUAAACAACAACGGCAGCUCGGUAAACUGCGCGUCCACAUAUCCCGUGGCCCGGUCUAACUCUUCAUCCGCUUUGAGGCGACCGGAGGACGAGCCGAAGACAUCCGAGCCGCCCGGGGGAAACUUGAAGAAGACGCCGGAGAAAGUGAGUGGAGUCUCGCAGACAGACGGUUCCAGUCCGGUCGGUGUGGAUGACAGUGAUAAGGACAGUCCAACGCACGGCAAGAGCAAAGAGAAGAAGAGCACGGGACCCAGCGCCAGGAAAGGCAAAGGACAGAUCGAGAAAAGAAAGCUAAGAGAGAAGAGAAGGUCGACAGGUGUUGUCAGCAUACCGUCCAAUGAGAGCCUGGAUGAGCUUGACGACGAUGAUGGUGAGGAGAAGGAAAGUAAGAUGGAAGAAAAUCUUACACAGCACAACACGGUACAAAAUGAGGCAAUGACUCCUGAUCCCGGAGCGGCUCACUUAAUACAGGACACUCCGAGAUCCAGAUGUCAUAAGAGUGAUGAAGACGGUGGAGGGAACAGACAUCGUCAUCGCCACGGAAAGGAAGGCAGCACACAGGAGAGGAGAAUAGAGGAACUUGAGAGGGAGCUGACAUUUGAGAGACAGGAGAACGCUCGCCUGUUGAAAGCCCAUCAAGACAAAGAUGAACUGGUUGCUAAACUCAAGGAGGAGAUCGACCUGCUAAACAGGGAUCUGGAUGACAUUGAAGACGAGAACGAGCAGCUGAAACAGGAGAAUAAAACCUUGCUCAAAGUCGUUGGCCAACUUACAAGGUAGAACCGAGCAACCUAAAGAUCACUCAUGGAGUCUCUCAAUGUCUUACUGUGGUAGCCGGAGGGGUUUUCCUAAAGAACACCACAACCUCUCCUCUCCAUUCUUCAUAUUGUCAACAUUUCUUUGCUCUGUGGAAGAGAAUCUGGAGGCUACAAGAAGCUGGACAGCCAGUAGAUCACCAGAUAUAGAAACAAAGCCACGCAAGUGCAGUGUUACUUGAGGCCUCCUGCUUAAGGCUUAAGGAAGUGAUCUUCUAUUUAAUGUAAAUGUGUAUGUACAUAGUCUGUGCCAAGGGCUGUUUUAAGGCUUGCAUUGGAUGAGGAAAUACAACUGACUGUACAUGGUGCGGCAUCAAAUUUAUAAGGGUUUUAAUAUUUUUUUGCCUUCCAGUUCCAAGGGUUUUCACAAUUACAGUUGUGGCAACCUAUUGGUAUACCUGUUAGAUCUGAUGUUAUUCUGCCCCUUUUUCUCACACUUACAAAUAAUUGCUAUCAUGAUCAUCAAUUUAAGGGCUUGUGAAACAAGUAGUAAAACAACAGCAAAAGAGUCCGUUAGCCCCAAUCUGAGUUUAUUUUAACCCUGGUAACUAAUGAUACUCUAUAGCAGUUGAUGGUACGUGGUGCAAUUCUGUCAAAUUCUGUCAAAUUAGAUAGCUAUUCAUUUUGUACGGUUAGCAAGAUUAAUAGCCUAGGCUGCACAUUUUUAAUUAAGCAAAUGAAAUAAAGAUGUUAUUAAAUGCAUUCAUGUGGUCUCUUACAGCCAAUAAAGCUGCAAUAUGACAUCUAUUUUAAAUUGCAAUUGCGCUGUUUCAUCACCACUUUGGGGUUCAUAUCUAUACUGAUAAUGAUCUACAAUGCUUAUGACAUGUAUUCUGUAAAAUAAUUUGAGGGGUUUGUCUGUUUAUAAGCCGUAAUGCAUGUACAAUACAGAAAAUUGAAUAAAGGUUUCAAUAAAAAUCUCAUUGAACACUUGUUGGUGGUCUUUUCCUUCCUUGGUUCAUUACGUUACUGUUUUCUUUAAUGCAAUGUUUUCAGU
Triplophysa rosa is the source of this 2274-nucleotide messenger RNA. It is a transcript of the gene pawr, whose product is annotated as PRKC, apoptosis, WT1, regulator. The record is from RefSeq and is a predicted model, not a curated record. The transcript is spliced from 7 exons. NCBI's taxonomy places the organism in Eukaryota, Metazoa, Chordata, Actinopteri, Cypriniformes, Nemacheilidae. Gene Ontology annotation, cellular component: cytoplasm. The coding region runs from base 337 to 1242 and encodes 301 amino acids. Gene Ontology annotation, biological process: apoptotic process; positive regulation of apoptotic process.